Messenger RNA from Herpailurus yagouaroundi (jaguarundi), 3135 nucleotides. It is a transcript of the gene SCNN1A, whose product is annotated as sodium channel epithelial 1 subunit alpha. Gene Ontology annotation, molecular function: ligand-gated sodium channel activity. Gene Ontology annotation, cellular component: sodium channel complex; plasma membrane. Gene Ontology annotation, biological process: sodium ion transmembrane transport. The transcript is spliced from 13 exons. NCBI's taxonomy places the organism in Eukaryota, Metazoa, Chordata, Mammalia, Carnivora, Felidae. Bases 1098 to 3035 code for a protein of 645 amino acids. The record is from RefSeq and is a predicted model, not a curated record.
GGAAUGGGACAAAGGGAAGCUUUUGCUGUUCUGUAUAUUUCUGUCUUGUUGGAAAGUCGCAUUGUGGCAAAAAUGUAUUUGGGCAUUAUUUCUGCACUUUCAAAGAUAACACUUAAAAUGGAGCCGUGACAGAAGUGCAGAUUUCUGUGUUUCUCACAACAGACUUGCUCUGGCCCAUUCCAGAUCUAGAACGACGCCUUCCCUGAGCAUGGGCUGCCCCCCACCCACUGCCCUGGUACACUGACAGGCACUUCUGGGGACACCAUGUCCACGUGCUCCGGCUCAGCCCAGACCCGUCCUUGUGAUUCUUCUCACAGAGCCCUUGAGAUGAGAACUAUUUGCUGUGCUGCUUUGAGCCCGUGGUUGGAUUUCAGACACCAGCUAGCAAACAGAAAAGGCAGGGAGGUGCCUCUCCUAACCUUUGAGAUCAAACAGGCAGGGUGCUGUGUACUCCAUUUGUUUAAGAACCUGGCUCCGGGGAGAAUAGGGGUUCUAAGGCUGUCUGGGUCCUGUGGGAAUGUGGGGUCAGUGUAGAGAGCUUUCCACAGAGCUGGGGAGAUAAGCCAGGACCCAGAUUGCCGAUGAGCCCAUGAACCCUGCGUUUGAAGCUCCUAGGUUUCAAAACCAGGUACAGGGGGGCUCCAGUUCCCCAUGAGUCUGCGGCUGGUUUGUCAUGGGAAAUAAAUGGCAAACGUCCUAAGUAGACAUCCCUGCAGGAAAAGAAUUCUGAUUUUGUGUUUCUCUCGGCUGCUGUUUCGUUCUGUGCCCUCAGAAAACUGGCUUCUCUUUAUGGAGGGUCGGUUUCUUCAUCUCGAAAAUGAAGGAAAAACCAGCCUUUCUCUUCCCAGGAGGGUGUUCCCAGCAGGUGUCAAGGGGAGUGAUGGGACCGGGUUUGGAAUCCUGGCUGACAGCAGCUCUCACUUUAAGAGGCCACAGGAGACCUUCUGCCCUAAGAGGAAGCCGCAGGGCCCAGCUGUACCCUGAGUUUGGAGUACCCCGCUUCCCUCUUACUUGUCUGGUACACCCCUUGGUGUUCCUCAAGACCCAGCUGAGAUGUGACCUUCUCCAGGAAGCCUUCCUGAGUCUCCUCAGGGCUCAUGAAAGGAGAGCAGCAUGAGGAGCAGGGGCUGGGCCCCGGCCCUGCGGCACCCCCGCAGCCCAAAGAGGAGGAGGAGGCCCUGAUCGAGUUCCACCGCUCCUACCGAGACCUCUUCCAGUUCUUCUGCAACAACACCACCAUCCACGGUGCCAUCCGCCUGGUGUGCUCCCAGCACAACCGCAUGAAGACGGCCUUCUGGGCUGUGCUCUGGCUCUGUGCCUUCGGCAUGAUGUACUGGCAGUUCGGCCAGCUGUUCGGGGAGUACUUCAGCUACCCCGUCAGCCUCAACAUCAACCUCAACUCGGACAAGCUCGUCUUCCCCGCCGUCACCAUCUGCACCCUCAAUCCCUACAGGUACACGCAAAUUAAAGAGGAGCUGGAGGAGCUGGACCGCAUCACAGAGCAGACGCUCUACGACCUGUACAAAUACAACUCCUCCAGCACCCUGGGGACCCACCCCCGCGGUCGUCGCGACUUGCGGGAGCCCUGGCCGCACCUCCUGCAGCGCCUGUGGUCCCCGGCCCCGCCCCCCGGGGCCCGCGGAGUCCGCAGCGCCGCCUCCAGCGUGCGGGACAAUAACCCCCAAGUGAACAGGAAGGACUGGAAGGUCGGCUUCCAGUUGUGCAACCGGAACAAAUCGGACUGCUUUUACCAGACGUACUCGUCAGGGGUGGAUGCAGUGAGGGAGUGGUACCGUUUCCACUACAUCAACAUUCUUUCUCGACUGCGGGACACUUCUCCAUCCUCAGAGGAGGACAUGCUGGACAACUUCAUCUUUGCCUGUCGCUUCAACCAGGCCUCCUGCAAUCAGGCGAAUUACUCCCACUUUCACCACCCGAUAUAUGGGAACUGCUACACUUUCAAUGGCAAGAACAACUCUAACCUCUGGAUGUCUUCCAUGCCUGGGAUCAAAAAUGGUCUGUCCCUGACGCUGCGCACAGAGCAGAAUGACUUCAUCCCGCUGCUGUCCACAGUGACCGGGGCCAGGGUGAUGGUGCAUGGGCAGGAUGAGCCUGCCUUCAUGGACGAUGGCGGCUUUAACUUGAGGCCUGGUGUGGAGACCUCCAUCAGUAUGAGGAAGGAAGCCCUGGACAGACUUGGGGGCGACUAUGGUGACUGUACCAAGAAUGGCAGUGAAGUCCCCGUGGAGAACCUUUAUCUUACCAAGUAUACACAGCAGGUGUGUAUCCACUCCUGCUUCCAGGACAGCAUGAUCAAGGAGUGUGGCUGUGCCUACAUCUUCUAUCCGUUGCCCAAGAACGCAGAGUUCUGUGACUACAGGAAGCAUAAUUCCUGGGGUUACUGUUACUAUAAGCUCCAGGAUGCCUUUUCCUCAGACCGCCUGGGGUGUUUCACCAAGUGCCGGAAGCCGUGCAGUGUGACCAGCUACCAGCUCUCUGCUGGUUACUCACGAUGGCCCUCAGUGACAUCCCAGGACUGGAUCUUCCAGAUGCUAUCCCGACAGAACAAUUAUACUAUCAACAACAAAAGAAAUGGGGUCGCCAAACUCAACAUCUUCUUCAAGGAACUGAACUACAAAACCAAUUCUGAGUCUCCCUCUGUCACGAUGGCCACUCUCCUGUCCAAACUGGGCAGCCAGUGGAGCCUGUGGUUCGGCUCCUCGGUGCUGUCUGUGGUGGAGAUGGCUGAACUCAUCUUUGACCUCCUGGUCAUCACGUUCCUCAUGCUGCUCCGGAGGUUCCGAAGCCGAUACUGGUCUCCAGGCCGAGGGGGCAGGGGUGCCCAGGAAGUGGCCUCCACUCCAGCUUCCUCCCUCCCGUCCCAUUUCUGCCCCCACUCCACAUCCCCACCAGACCCUGCUACCUCCCCGGCCUUGAUGGCCCCUCCGCCUGCCUAUGCCACUCUGGGUCCCUGCCCAUCUCCAUCCAACUUGGUGGAGGCCAGCUCCUCUGCCUAUACUCUGGGGGAGCAUUGAGAGGGAAGGAAAGUGCCCUCCCCUCCCAAGGCAGGCGCUUCCCCUGGUGGGAGGGGAGCAGGCUUGGCAGGAUUAAAGAAUGUCUUGGGACUUCCUCUCA